AGCACACAGGACGAAUAUAAACACAGAGUGGAGGGGAGAAACUGAUUCGCUGCAAGAAAAGCUCAACAAAAUGGGCAAAUAGCUAUAGUGUCAGUGAUAAGAAGAAAGCAAAGAAUGGAUUUAUUGAGUGGGAGGAGAUGAGGCACAAGGAGACUCAGUCAGACUGAUUGAGAGACUGACAGACAGCACACACCGGUGUGAUCCUGUCUGAAUGAAUCCAUCUCUAUGAAUGUUUUCAUUUGGAAUCACUAACUGCAAAAAAUAUCUGCGCAAGUUCCCUUUUCUACUACCAGGACUGAAAAGGGAAGCAAACUGUCUUUCACUUUGGCUGUCUGUUCUCCAAAGCAGAUAAGUCUCUCAUUCAUUUCUGCGCUUCGUGAAGUGAGAUCGGAGUGUGUAUUGAGUCGGUGUGCUCUAAACUGAGAUGGGGACGGUGAGCGAACUUUGUGCUUCCAGCUUCCAGGCGUUCAUGUGUCCCAGUGUGUGCCCAGCUGUACCAGCAGUGCCAGAUGACCUGACGCCAGAGGAGAAGCAGGAGCUGGAGAAUAUACGGCGCCGAAAGCAGGAGCUGCUUGAGGACAUCCAGAGACUCAAGGAUGAGAUAGCAGAGGUGACGAAUGAGAUUGAGAACCUGGGGUCCACUGAAGAAAGGAAAAAUAUGCAAAGGAAUAAACAGGUGGCCAUGGGCCGAAAGAAAUUCAACAUGGAUCCCAAAAAGGGGAUCCAGUUCCUCAUAGAGAACGACCUGCUGAAGAAUACCUGUGAGGAUAUCGCUCAGUUCCUCUAUAAGGGUGAGGGCCUCAACAAGACGGCCAUUGGAGAUUAUCUAGGUGAAAGAGAUGAAUUCAAUAUUAAGAUUCUUCAUGCUUUUGUGGAGCUUCAUGAAUUUACGGAUCUCAACCUGGUCCAAGCACUCCGACAAUUCUUGUGGAGUUUCCGGUUACCUGGUGAAGCCCAGAAGAUAGACCGCAUGAUGGAGGCUUUUGCACAGCGUUACUGUCAGUGCAACACAGGUGUCUUUCAGUCCACAGAUACUUGCUAUGUUCUUUCAUUUGCCGUCAUCAUGUUGAAUACAAGCCUACACAACCCUAAUGUAAAGGACAAGCCUUCAGCUGAGCGCUUCAUAGCCAUGAACAGAGGCAUCAAUGAUGGGGGAGACCUACCAGAGGACUUGCUCAGGAACCUUUAUGAAAGCAUCAAGAAUGAGCCCUUUAAGAUACCAGAAGACGAUGGCAAUGACCUAACACACACAUUCUUUAAUCCAGACCGUGAGGGCUGGUUGCUGAAAUUGGGGGGACGGGUCAAAACAUGGAAAAGAAGGUGGUUUAUCUUGACAGAUAACUGCCUUUAUUACUUUGAAUACACAACUGAUAAAGAGCCAAGAGGGAUUAUACCCCUGGAAAAUCUGAGCAUCAGAGAAGUGGAGGAUUCAAAGAAACCAAACUGCUUUGAGCUCUUCAUCCCAGACAAUAAGGAUCAAGUGAUCAAGGCCUGCAAGACUGAGGCAGAUGGUCGAGUGGUCGAGGGAAACCACACAUUCUACAGAAUCUCAGCCCCAACCAUUGAAGAAAAAGAGGAAUGGAUCAGCAGUAUUAAAGCUGCCAUCAGCAGGGACCCCUUCUAUGAAAUGCUUGCAGCCAGGAAGAAGAAGGUGUCCUCUAUAAAGAGGCAGUAGAUUUUCCUGAUUCCUGAAGGCUAAGUGAAGGACACCCAAGAAAGAAAUGACCUGUGAUUUUGCAAGUGGACAAAUGAAACCUAGAAGCCAUAACUGUGGACUGGACCAGUCCUACUCAGGAAUGCUCUGGUGUUUUCAUGUGGAAAUGGUUAACUUCACUGGGAGUUUUGUGAGCCUUGUGUGACACUGCUUUUGACUUUGAUUUACUUUAUUAUGCUUUUUGAAUAAACAUGCAUACAUACUCAUUCAGGGAUUUGUAUGUAUUGAAGGAUUAUAGCAUUGGACAGAGGCUCUUAAACUGCAAAUGUUACAAAAUAAUGUGUAAAUUUAUUAUGUAUAGCCUGUGUCACUCUAUGAACAUUUUAAAUCAGCAGGUCUGACUCUACAAGGCAACUGAUGUAAAAGCUGCUGACAAAUAUGUAUUUCAGAUUUUGUUUUUAUUUGUUUGAUACAUGUACAGACAGCAGGAUAAGUAUAUUAUCUGCACGUUCUCCUGAAUAUUUCAUAAGCUGUGUUUCUUGAUCAGCUUCCAUAAUGACAUUCAUGUGGCUUUUUACAUGUUUGUAAUAAUUUUCUUUGUAUUGUCUGCUGUUAUAUUUUGUCUGCUUCUUGAAAUGAAGAUAUUUGCAUGUCUCAUUUCCAAAGCUAUUUUUAUAUGCCUUAAUGACUGAAGCAGUGGAUUGUUUUUAUACUGAUUUGUUCAGUCUUUUGUUCAUAACAAUGAAAGUGGCCUUACAUCCUGUAAUGUACAGUGUAAAGAAGACAUAUUUUCUGUUUUCUUUUUUUUCUUCUCUAUAUUACCUUGGGGCUUUUGUAUUUGUUUGACCUGAUCCAGUGAUACACUUAAAGUAGGUUUGGCAUUUUUGUCCCUCUUGGCUUGUGCAUCAUCUUUGUGCAACAGCACGGCCUGUUGUAUGUUUUUUCUUAGUUAAUGUGGGAGAACAAUUUUACAUUUUAAAUAUUAAAAUGGAGUAGUAAUAAUAAUAAUGAUGGUGAGGAUGGGUUGCUUUACUAAAAUAGUUCGGAAUGCAAGAGAUUUCAGUAUUUAACUUGUUUCUUUAUUGAAGUGCACAGAAAUAUUAGAGGAGGCAAUGUCAAUGUAUCACUUCUGUAUAUACUUUAAAAGUUGUAUUUUUGUCUGAAUGUGUUUGUAUAAAAAUAUGGUUUUGAGAAGACCUUUAUCAUUUAGAUUUUUUUGCAAUUGCCAUGUAGUCUUGAGUCUUGAAAUAAAACUCUAAAUCAAAUGAACUAAAAAAUAUUUUAUCAUGUCAGAAAUCCAGACACAAUAAAAUGUUUUUGGUCGUCUGGUUUUGUAUUGAAUGUUUAGGGCAUUAGCCUAGUUUUUAAUCACAUGGAAAUUAUAUCUUCUAGGAAGGAAUAUUUAUAUUGUACAUUAAAACGCAGCUUUUUGAACCGUU
Molecule: messenger RNA, 3093 nt
Organism: Tachysurus vachellii
Lineage: Eukaryota; Metazoa; Chordata; Actinopteri; Siluriformes; Bagridae
Gene: cyth1b
Product: cytohesin 1b
Exons: 13
Coding region: 425-1675 (416 amino acids)
Biological process (GO): regulation of ARF protein signal transduction
Molecular function (GO): guanyl-nucleotide exchange factor activity
Source: RefSeq, a predicted model, not a curated record